Molecule: messenger RNA, 2927 nt
Organism: Daldinia loculata
Lineage: Eukaryota; Fungi; Ascomycota; Sordariomycetes; Xylariales; Hypoxylaceae
Product: MFS general substrate transporter
Exons: 6
Coding region: 399-2240 (613 amino acids)
Biological process (GO): transmembrane transport
Molecular function (GO): transmembrane transporter activity
Source: RefSeq, a predicted model, not a curated record
AGCCAACGUUACAGCCUUAUACAUGAGCUUCUUUAUUCCUGAGGGGUUUAUUAAUCAGUUCGGUGUAGUAUACCUAGGCAAAAUUGCGCAAAUAGGCCGGUGAUAGGACUUUGUACCCAGUUACUUCCUGGCUGUCCCCGACUCAUCCUUUAACUGUAAAUAAUUCUUCUUCUUUUUUACACAUAUGUCUUGCCAUUGACAAAUUUAAAGUUCAUAUGUUUAAGCCUAUGGGCUAUCACUAUAGAUUGUCCUAUUCCCAAUUGUUAGUUUUAGGGGUCUUGACCGACUUUAUUCCGGCUGGUCUCCGCAGCAAGUUGGCGUAAAGGUUACUGCAGACCGUUCCCUAGCUGCUUUUCUUCCGUGCGGCCACCCGCUUGCUACAUUAGUGAGACGCCCAAAUGGCGGGUCGUGAAGAUGCAGAAAAUGGGCUUGGCGAGGACAGGAGAGAACCCGAGCGUAUAGAGAAGCGUGAGAUGGAAUCGCGCGAGGACUCGAUUGAGGAGAAGCAAAGCCGGCAUAGGCGUCUAAGCCGCUCGAGCCGCGCAUCGAAUGCCUCUGACGAUACAGACCCAUUGUCGCCGCUGGAGUUGGCAAUCUCACCUGGAAUUCAAGUUUUCGAAGAGGUCGUUCGUGUACGUACGGCGACUAGCGUCGGCACCUCAGCGUCGCGGCUCCCAGACUACGAAGUUGCAUUUGAGGAGAACGAUCCGGAAAACCCUCGGCAUUGGCCUUUAUGGUACCGGUCGUUUGUUAUCUUCGCUAUUAGUUUUUCGUCGUGGGUAAUCGUGCUUUAUAGCACCAGUUACACGGCGUCGACCCCUGGUUUAGUAGAAGAGUUUAAUUCUUCUACCACUAUUGUGACUCUCGGCGUUACCACAUAUAUGUUCGGUCUUGCAACAGGUAGUCUGCUCGUAGCACCUGCAAGUGAGCUCUAUGGACGUAGGCCCGUGUAUAUCGUUUGCUUGAUCUGCUUCGCGGCCAUGGUAAUUCCAACCUGUCUAGCAACCUCGCUAGCCGAGAUUCUCGUGGUCCGAUUCUUCGCGGCGAUGUUCGGGAGCGCGAUGAUAGCUAACAGUCCAGGAACUGUUGUGGACAUCUCGACGGAAGAAACUCGCGCCCUAUUCAUGUCGUUAUAUUCAACCGCCCCAUUAAAUGGCCCGGUGCUGGGCCCUGUGAUCGGCGGCUACGUUUUCCAAUAUCUAGGAUGGAGAUGGGAUAACUGGCUUGUUCUUAUACUUGCCGGGGUCGGCAUUUUCUUCAUGCUCUUCACCAAGGAGACAUAUGCUCCUAUAAUUCUCCAAAAUAGAGCUGCAAAAAUGCGCAAGGAAACUGACGACGAAAGAUGGUGGUGUCGGUACGACCAGAAGCUGUCUAAAGCGGCACUUGUAAAGGUUUGUCUGUUAAGGCCCUUCGAGUUCUUUAUUAAAGAACCCAUCCUAUGGUUUUUCAACGUCUGGAUCUCCUUAAUAUACGGGAUUCUCUACCUCUGCUUCGUCGCCUAUCCCAUCGUAUUCUCCCAACACCGUGGCUGGGGUCCAGGCACUUCUGGUCUUGCAUUUAUUGGAAUUGGUAUCGGUUGUACAUUCGCCAUUGUCGCCGAACCCCUAUGGCGCAAAAUUAUCAACUCUCAUCCCAAGGAUCCCGCUACUGGGCGCGCACCUCCUGAAGCGACUGCGCGUGUUAUGAUUAUUGGUGCGAUACUUGUUCCCAUCGGCCAGCUCGUCUUCAGCUGGACAUGCCUACCUACGACUAUUCAUUGGGCUAUCCCUAUCGCCUUUGGUAUUCCUUUUGGUGCAGGCAACACGCUAAGCUUUAUCUAUGGCUCUAACUACCUAGCUGGCGCGUAUGGUAUCUAUGCUGCGUCUGCAUUAGCGGGUAAUGCCGUAACUCGUAGUAUAUUUGGUGGUACCCUGCCUCUUGCUGGACCCGCCAUGUAUGCAAAACUUACUCCGCAGUGGGCUGGUACGCUCUUAGGUCUAUUAGAAGCGGCCAUGAUUCCUAUCCCCAUCAUCUUUUAUCGAUACGGCGAAAAGAUCCGCUCCAAGAGCACCAUUAUCCGACAGAUGCGUGAGGACCAGGAGAAAAACGAACGCCGGGUCGCAAGGGCAAAGAAAUAUAGAGAGAGACUUGAAGCUGAGGAUAAUAAUGACGCGCCAGCUCUAAUGAAAGAGGUUGGUGAAAAUCCGGAAGACCUAGAGAAAGGUGUUAUCAGGCCAGCCGCCACGGUUACAUCGGCCUAGUUGGUGUACGAACCUCCUGUGCGGCAACGUAUAAUCCCACGAUUAUAUAUCUGGAACGCGUAAUAUGAGUUAUAUGGCGACUACGGAGACGAGUUAAGAAUAGCAUGCGUUGAGAACAUUUUACGGAAUUGGGAUGGAGAUAUAGAGUAGACAGCCUCCAGGUGCCCUAAAAGGCUGUAAUUCUUUACUAUAACUGUAGGUAUAUAUAAUACUUAGGCAUGUCUACGAGCGAUAGUUAGAUCUAACACUAAUUAUUAGUUUUAAUAUAAUAACGAAUAGACUUGCCCAGCGUCUAGCCUAUCCAGCAUAUCUUCAAGGCCAGGAUUCUAACUCUGGGGGAUAGACGACGAUCUUAUCAAGAUCGGCACCCUUGUAUUGAAACCCGUUGUAUAGACCACCCACUGUGAUAGUGUUAUUCGAUCCCUCCUCUAGAGUUAGUUGGAGCGGCGUCGACAGGAUGAUUCCCUUGUGGGUAUCCCUCUGGUACAGUGUCUCGACGUUCUCCGUUUUCCCGUUCACGACAACGCUGGAAAUGCGGCGGAGCUGCCAUUUGCCACCAAUUCGAUCUGGCGAGCCGCCGGGUUGAUCUCCGAAGCCCAUGUCGUCAGUGUCUUUGUCUCUGUUAGAAUAUGACCGUAACUUGAUGUUGGCAUGAGGUACUCACUCUGGUAGUGGAACGAAACCCAU